AUGCCUCUCAUCGAGGAACCGCUUCCUGCGCUUCUCGCCACUCUCAAAGGGCCAUCACCACCUAACCGCCCCCAUUUGAUUUUCUAUGCCGACAUAGACCCGGAAACGGGGAAAAUGUGGUGUGGAGACUGCCGCGACGUAGAGGGGGACAUAAAGGCCGCUUUCGGCGCGGAGGAUGGUCCGACAGGCAUUAUAAUCUAUGUUGGAAAUAGACCAACAUGGAAAGAUCCAAAUAACAAGUAUCGGCUGGAAUAUGGUCUCACAGGUACUUUGGCCAUUACUCCAAUACCCACAAUAAUCCGUCUCCAGGAUGGAAUCGAAGCUGACCGGCUUGUUGAGGGCGAGAUAAAGGACAAGACGAAAUUGGCCGCAUUUACAGACAUCGAUGUUUCGAGUUGA
Molecule: messenger RNA, 399 nt
Organism: Cantharellus anzutake
Lineage: Eukaryota; Fungi; Basidiomycota; Agaricomycetes; Cantharellales; Hydnaceae
Exons: 5
Coding region: 1-399 (132 amino acids)
Cellular component (GO): cytosol
Molecular function (GO): protein-disulfide reductase [NAD(P)H] activity
Source: RefSeq, a predicted model, not a curated record